AGCAGAACAAAUAUUACAAUUUUCUCACAAACACCAAAAGAAGAAAAAACUGUGAAAAAACGGCCAAGCAAAGACACUGAUAACUAAAAUGGCAGAGAAGAGCUUCAAGUACGUGAUCGUCGGCGGUGGAGUCUCCGCCGGAUAUGCAGCUAGGGAGUUUGGAAAGCAAGGGGUUAAGCCAGGAGAAUUGGCAAUCAUUUCCAAGGAGGCGGUGGCUCCUUAUGAACGUCCUGCGCUCAGCAAGGCAUAUCUCUUUCCUGAAGGAACGGCUAGACUUCCAGGAUUCCAUGUCUGCGUUGGCAGUGGAGGGGAGAGACUACUUCCCGAGUGGUACACAGAGAAAGGGGUAGAGUUGAUCCUUAACACUGAAAUAGUUAAAGCAGAUCUUGCUUCCAAGACUCUCACAAGUGCAGCUGGAGAAACCUUCAAGUAUCAGAUUUUGAUUAUUGCAACUGGUUCCGCUGUUAUAAAAUUGUCAGAUUUUGGUGUCGAAGGAGCUGAUGCCAAAAACAUCUUCUACUUGAGGGAAAUCGAUGAUGCUGAUAAACUUGUGGAAGCUAUUAAAUCAAAGAAGAACGGAAAGGCUGUCAUCGUUGGAGGAGGAUACAUUGGUCUUGAACUUAGUGCAGCCCUGAAAAUUAACAACAUUGAUGUUACAAUGGUUUAUCCUGAACCAUGGUGCAUGCCUCGUCUUUUUACUUCCGACAUAGCUGCAUUCUAUGAAGGUUACUAUGCUAAGAAGGGAAUCAAUAUUAUCAAGGGAACUGUUGCUGUUGGGUUUAAUUCUGAUUCAAAUGGAGAGGUAAAGGAAGUGAAGCUUAAGGAUGGUAGAGUUCUGGAAGCUGACAUUGUUGUGGUUGGUGUUGGUGGAAGGCCACUUACAACUUUAUUUAAAGGACAGGUUGCAGAAGAGAAGGGUGGACUUAAGACUGAUGGGUAUUUCAAAACAAGUAUUCCUGAAGUGUAUGCUGUUGGUGAUGUUGCUACCUUUCCCAUGAAAAUAUACAACGAUAUAAGAAGAGUUGAACACGUUGAUCAUGCCCGCAAAUCAGCUGAGCAGGCUGUGAAGGCCAUAAAAGCAAGCGAAGAAGGGAAAACAAUCGAUGAAUAUGAUUACCUUCCAUACUUCUAUUCUCGUGCCUUUGAUCUUUCCUGGCAGUUCUACGGCGACAAUGUUGGCGACACUGUACUUUUCGGAGACAAUGAUCCAAAUUCAUCAAAGGCAAAGUUCGGAACAUACUGGAUCAAAGACGGAAAAAUUAACGGAGUUUUUCUGGAAGGUGGAAGUGCUGAUGAAAACAAGGCUAUUGCUAAGGUUGCAAGAGAGCAGCCUGCUGUUGCGAGUGUGGAUCAGCUUACAAAGGAAGGCCUGUCCUUCGCCUGUAAGAUUUAAAAAUCUUUCUAUAUGAUUUUAAGUUUCUACACCCAUUGAAUAGCUUACGGUGGUUUGUUUUGUGUUGAAUGAGUUAUUUGAAACUACUGAAUAAAUUGUGGAGCUAUUCUUCUUAUAUCAACAUGCAUCUUCUUGUUUUGGGUGA
This is a messenger RNA of Mercurialis annua (annual mercury), 1538 nucleotides long. Its product is annotated as monodehydroascorbate reductase. Gene Ontology annotation, molecular function: flavin adenine dinucleotide binding; oxidoreductase activity, acting on NAD(P)H. The transcript has 10 exons. The coding region runs from base 89 to 1393 and encodes 434 amino acids. Lineage: Eukaryota; Viridiplantae; Streptophyta; Magnoliopsida; Malpighiales; Euphorbiaceae. The record is from RefSeq and is a predicted model, not a curated record. Gene Ontology annotation, cellular component: cytoplasm.